Molecule: messenger RNA, 3468 nt
Organism: Lepus europaeus (European hare)
Lineage: Eukaryota; Metazoa; Chordata; Mammalia; Lagomorpha; Leporidae
Gene: GRIP1
Product: glutamate receptor interacting protein 1
Exons: 25
Coding region: 1-3468 (1155 amino acids)
Biological process (GO): neurotransmitter receptor transport, endosome to postsynaptic membrane
Molecular function (GO): nuclear glucocorticoid receptor binding
Source: RefSeq, a predicted model, not a curated record
AUGGAGCGCUUCCUGGGUUUUGUCAAGCAGAUAAGAAGAUCUAGGAGAAGAAAGGGGAAAAAGUACCGACCAGAAGAGGAUUACCAUGAGGGCUAUGAGGAUGUCUAUUAUUACGCGUCAGAGCAUUUUCGAAAUGAGAGUCCCUACACUAAAUCCGCCAGCCAGACAAAGCCGCCUGAUGGAGCAUUGGCUGUGAGGAGACAGAGCAUUCCAGAAGAGUUCAAGGGCUCCACCGUUGUUGAACUGAUGAAGAAGGAAGGCACGACCCUGGGUCUGACGGUGUCGGGAGGAAUUGAUAAGGACGGCAAGCCAAGGGUGUCUAAUCUGCGGCAAGGAGGAAUCGCUGCCAGAAGUGACCAGCUGGAUGUGGGUGACUACAUCAAAGCAGUGAAUGGGAUCAACCUGGCCAAAUUCCGCCAUGAUGAGAUCAUCAGCUUGCUGAAGAACGUCGGGGAGAGAGUGGUUCUUGAAGUCGAGUAUGAGCUUCCGCCAGUCUCUGUACAAGGAUCAAGUAUUAUUUUCCGAACGGUGGAGGUCACAUUACAUAAAGAAGGCAAUACAUUUGGUUUUGUAAUACGAGGGGGAGCACACGAUGAUAGAAAUAAAUCUCGCCCAGUUGUGAUAACAUGUGUUCGUCCUGGAGGGCCUGCUGACAGAGAGGGCACAAUCAAACCUGGUGACAGGCUGCUCAGUGUGGAUGGGAUUCGGCUUCUGGGAACCACACAUGCAGAAGCCAUGAGUAUUCUCAAACAAUGUGGACAAGAAGCAACACUGCUGAUUGAAUACGAUGUCUCAGUAAUGGAUUCUGUGGCAACAGCAUCCGGGCCACUACUUGUUGAAGUUGCCAAAACUCCUGGUGCCAGCCUUGGGGUUGCCCUAACUACCUCAAUGUGCUGUAACAAACAGGUCAUUGUCAUAGACAAAAUCAAAUCUGCAAGUAUUGCAGACAGGUGCGGCGCCCUGCACGUGGGAGAUCACAUCUUGUCCAUCGACGGCACCAGCAUGGAGUACUGCACGCUGGCAGAAGCCACCCAGUUCCUGGCAAACACCACCGACCAGGUCAAGCUUGAGAUUCUCCCGCACCAUCAAACGCGUCUGGCGCUGAAGGGCCCCGACCAUGUGAAAAUUCAGAGGAGCGACAGGCAACUUACCUGGGAUUCCUGGGCCAGCAACCACUGCAGCCUUCAUACCAACCACCACUGUAGCACGCACCACCCUGAUCAUUGCAGACCAUCAGCCCUGACAUUCCCGAAAGCGCCUCCUCCAAACAGCCCUCCAGCUUUGGUGUCUUCAUCCUUCUCUCCUACCUCCAUGAGUGCAUACAGCCUGAGUUCCCUGAACAUGGGAACUUUACCUCGAAGCCUCUACUCUACCAGCCCACGUGGAACCAUGAUGAGGAGGAGACUCAAAAAGAAAGACUUCAAAAGCUCAUUGUCUUUAGCCUCUAGCACAGUGGGACUGGCUGGGCAGGUUGUCCACACAGAAACCACAGAAGUUGUGCUGACAGCAGAUCCUGUCACAGGAUUUGGAAUCCAACUGCAGGGCAGUGUGUUUGCCACAGAGACUCUCUCUUCUCCACCUCUGAUUUCCUAUAUUGAAGCUGACAGCCCAGCAGAGAGAUGUGGGGUGCUACAGAUUGGAGACAGAGUGAUGGCCAUUAAUGGAAUUCCAACUGAAGACAGCACCUUUGAGGAAGCCAAUCAGCUCCUCCGAGACUCUUCAAUCACGAGCAAGGUCACUCUGGAAAUCGAGUUUGAUGUUGCAGAGUCUGUCAUCCCCAGUAGUGGAACAUUUCAUGUAAAGCUCCCUAAGAAGCACAACGUGGAACUUGGAAUAACCAUAAGUUCACCAUCCAGUAGAAAGCCAGGGGACCCCUUGGUCAUUUCAGAUAUCAAGAAAGGGAGUGUGGCUCACAGAACUGGAACCCUGGAACUUGGGGAUAAGUUACUUGCAAUAGAUAACAUCCGGCUGGACAACUGCUCCAUGGAAGAUGCCGUCCAGAUCCUCCAGCAAUGUGAAGACCUGGUGAAGCUGAAAAUCCGCAAAGAUGAAGAUAAUUCAGAUGAGCAAGAAAGUUCCGGAGCAAUCAUUUACACCGUGGAGCUUAAGCGCUAUGGGGGGCCCCUUGGCAUCACGAUUUCAGGAACUGAAGAGCCAUUUGAUCCUAUAAUCAUUUCAAGUCUCACUAAAGGGGGAUUAGCUGAAAGAACCGGCGCAAUCCACAUAGGAGACCGAAUCCUCGCCAUCAACAGCAGCAGCUUGAAAGGGAAGCCCCUGAGCGAAGCCAUCCAUUUGUUGCAGAUGGCAGGAGAGACUGUCACCUUGAAAAUUAAGAAACAGACAGAUGCCCAGUCGGCAUCCAGUCCCAAGAAGUUCCCCAUUCCCAGCCAUUUGAGUGACCUGGGAGAUACAGAGGAGGACUCCUCUGCCACACCAAAGCCAGGCAAGCUUUCUGAACUGUACCCCUCCACGGUGCCCAGCGUGGACAGUGCUGUGGAUUCCUGGGAUGGCUCCGCUAUCGACACAAGCUACGGGAGUCAGGGCCCUGGUUUUCAGGCCUCCGGAUACAACUUCAACACUUAUGACUGGAGGAAUCCGAAACAGAGAGGCAGCUUGUCCCCAGUCCCUAAGCCUCGAAGCCAGACUUACCCGGAUGUGGGACUCAGUAAUGAAGAUUGGGACCGCUCCACAACCAGUGGUUUCGCAGGGACUUCUGACAGCGCGGAGGCUGAGCAAGAAGAGAACUUCUGGUCCCAAGCACUGGAGGAUUUAGAAACCUGUGGACAGUCAGGAAUUCUGAGAGAACUUGAGGAGAAAGCUGACAGGCGUGUGUCUUUGAGAAACAUGACUCUCUUGGCAACAAUCAUGUCGGGGAGCACGAUGAGUUUGAACCAUGAAGCCCCAACAACUCGCAGUCAGCUGGGGCGACAGGCCAGCUUCCAGGAACGCAGCAGCUCACGCCCACACUAUAGCCAAACAACUCGGAGCAACACCCUGCCUUCAGAUGUGGGCAGGAAGUCUGUGACUCUGAGAAAAAUGAAACAAGAAAUCAAGGAGAUCAUGUCCCCGACUCCUGUGGAGCUGCACAAGGUAACCUUGUAUAAGGACUCUGACAUGGAGGACUUUGGGUUCAGUGUAGCUGAUGGCUUGCUGGAGAAAGGAGUAUAUGUUAAAAAUAUUCGCCCAGCUGGGCCAGGCGAUCUUGGCGGCUUAAAGCCCUAUGACAGGCUCUUACAGGUUAACCAUGUCCGAACGAGAGAUUUUGACUGCUGCCUUGUUGUGCCCCUCAUAGCAGAAUCUGGUAAUAAGCUGGACCUGGUAAUCAGUAGAAAUCCACUGGCUUCCCAGAAGUCCAUGGACCAACAGACUCUUCCAGGAGGAGACUGGUGUGACCAGAACACUGCUUUUUCCCAGCAGCUGAGCCAUGGUGGUAAUCUGGAGACACGAGAACCCACUAAUACAUUAUAG